Molecule: messenger RNA, 7120 nt
Organism: Gymnogyps californianus (California condor)
Lineage: Eukaryota; Metazoa; Chordata; Aves; Accipitriformes; Cathartidae
Gene: CMTR2
Product: cap methyltransferase 2
Exons: 2
Coding region: 247-2538 (763 amino acids)
Biological process (GO): 7-methylguanosine mRNA capping
Cellular component (GO): nucleus; cytoplasm
Molecular function (GO): methyltransferase cap1 activity
Source: RefSeq, a predicted model, not a curated record
AGGCUGGCCCGGAGAGCGUGUGCUGAGAUGGGGCAUCUGCAGGGCUGGGAGAUGAUGGUGCUUUGCUCUGGCUCUGCUCCUCGUUCAGCUGUGGCUGGCUCUGCAGGGCAGAUGUCCCAAGUCUUUAGGCAAAAAGAUGCAGGGCACUGAGCCCCAGCCCCUCCUCUCCAAUGGGUUGCUAGCAGAUUGCAACAAAGCUUUCCUCCUGGUUUUUCUCUGAGCUACCUGUUGUGAAUCGAUCCAAGAAUGAACAAAUGUAAGAAGCCUUAUGUUGACCAGACUACAAACCUUGAAAAGUUCAGUCCUGAAAUUCUUUCUGAAAUUGAGAAGCUCUUUGCGAAGAAGUUUACUUACACUAAGCCAGUGAAUAAUGAAUGGCAGCUACCAGAUCCCAGUGAUGCUUUUACAUGUGAUCACAAGGAAUUCAGCUCACUCCUGGCUCUGAAGGACUCGAUGAAUGAAGUGAAGAAUCAACUGAGUGAUAAGAACCUGGAUGAAUGGCAUCAGCACACCUCGUUUACCAAUAAAGCGGGGAAGAUAAUUCCUCAUGUGAAGAAAUCUGUGAAUGCUGAGCUGUGUACACAGGCGUGGUGCAAGUUUCAUGAGAUCCUGUGCAGUUUUCCUCUUCUCCCUGAAGAAGCUCUUCAGGAUGGAGAACUGAAUUCUGUCCACCUCUGUGAAGCACCUGGAGCUUUUAUAGCCAGCCUCAAUCACUACUUGAAAUCCCACCAUGUCCCUUGCGACUGGAAUUGGGUAGCUAAUACCCUAAACCCGUAUCAUGAAGCAAAUGACACCCUUAUGAUGAUCAUGGAUGACCGUCUUAUAGCAAAUACGUUGCCUUGGUGGUACUUUGGCCCAGAUAACACCGGUGAUGUGAUGACAUUGAAACAUCUAACGGGCCUUCAGAACUUUGUAAGGAAUAUGGCCACAGUUCACUUGGUAACUGCUGAUGGCAGCUUUGAUUGCCAGGGAAAUCCAGGUGAACAGGAGGCUCUUGUCUCACCCCUUCAUUACUGUGAAACAGUCACUGCUUUAAUGAUCCUGGGCACUGGAGGAUCCUUUGUUUUGAAGAUGUUCACGCUGUUUGAACACUGUUCUACCAAUCUGCUCUUUCUGCUAAACUGCUCUUUUGAGGAGGUCCAUGUCUUUAAGCCAGCCACUAGCAAAGCUGGAAACUCGGAGGCCUAUGUGAUUUGUCUUCGUUAUAUAGGCAGAGAAAGCAUUCAUCUGCUGCUUUCUAAGAUGAUACAGAACUUUGGAACAGAAAUGGUCAACAAAGCGCUCUUCCCCCAGCAUAUGCUACCAGAAUCUUUUCUUAAAAUACAUGAAGAGUGUUGCAUGUUCUUCCACAAGUUCCAGGUAGAGACUAUCUCUGAGAACAUCCAUCUCUUUGAGCGCAUGGAAGAAGCAGAGCAGAUGAAACUGAACAAGUUAAGAGAUUGUGCAGUAGAGUUCUUCAUGCAAAGACUUCAUAUGAAACCCAUUGCCAGAAAUAACUGGCUUGUCAAGAAAUCUCAGACUGGUUGCAGCAUGAAUGCAAAAUGGUUUGGGCAAAGAAACAAAUAUUUUAGUACGUACAAUGAAAGGAAGAUGCUGGAAACCCUGACGUGGAAUGAUAAAGUGGCAAAGGGGUAUUUUAAUCACUGGGCUGAAGAACAUAGUUUAAAUAAUGCUGGUAAAAUGUGCAUCUUGGAAGGAUUGUCUUCUAACCUCGAGUGUAGCUUGUGGUACAUUUUGGAAGGAAAAAGACUACCAGUGGUAAAAUGUUCUCCAUUUUGUGAUGGUCAAGUCUUGGAAAAUCUUAACGAAGCGAUGAACGAAUUGGUGGGGAGGCUGAAAAGCAGACAAAUGCUGCAGACUUGUCACUCGUGUGAAGUUCUUCCUGGGGAGCUGAUACUGGCAGAAGUGUCUGAUCUUUCCAGAUGUCAUCAGGAAGCCCUAAACGAAAGAUGUAGUGACCAAUUCAAGUGCCUUGUGGUGGACUUUCCAUCCCUCUGUGAUACUGAAAGCCAACCCGGCAUGGAAAUAAAGCUCCUGGACUCGGCCGCACUGCUGACUUUUAGCUUCUCUUUGCUUUAUGAUGGAGAUCCAAAGUACCAGCAGCACCUUUUGGAGUGUGUUCUACAUUCGUUGAAUCAACUUACAAUGGGAGAUGCGUUGAUUUUGCCUAUUCUUUCUUGUUUUACACGCUUCACAGCUGGCCUGGUCUUUAUACUGCAUUGCUGUUUCAGAUACAUCACGUUUGCUUGUCCGACUUCCCAUGAACCACUAAGGACUAGCGCUGCUUUGCUGUGCAUUGGUUACCGAGGCCUUCCAAAUCCAGUUGUUGAAUAUCUGCGGCAUUUGAAUAAACUGAUGAGCUCUUUACUAGACACAGACUCUCCCCAGCAAGUUUUGCAGUUUGUGCCUAUGGAGGUUCUCCUCCAGGGCAAACUGUUGGAGUUCUUAUGGGAUUUGAACACAGCCAUUGCAAAGAGACAACUCCACUUGAUUGUGCAAGCUAAGCAGCAGCAAAUGACUACCAAUAUUUCACUUUAGAGUAAUUCUAGAUUUGAGCGAGUUGCUGCUGCUAGACCUUGUUUCACAGGCAGGUAGAUGGUGUUAAAAACAUUGUUAAUGUGAAGGUAAUGUUACUGUAAAACCUUGGUGUGACAUUGUUAGUGUCGGGAGGAUGUUUUGAGCUAUCAGUCCUGCUUGCACCAUAUUGGCCUGUCAUACAGAAACCUGAGGCUUAAUCUCGGGCAUGGGGGACUUGGGAGGGACAGUGAUUGAAGUGGAGAAGCUGUUUCUCCUCUGUCACAGCUCUCCCUGAGCAAGUUUCUUUGUGUGCUGCCCCGGGUCAGAACUGUGGCCUUCGUGAUGAGAGGUAGUAUGGUGAUUUCUACCUGUCGCAUCAGGCCGGAUGAUGGGUGACCCUGUUGUGUGACAUUAGCCCUCUUCUGCGGAGCAAAAUGUGGGAGUUUUGACACACCUGCAUACUUUUCCAGGGUUUGUAGAAGCCGAAAUGUGAGGUUUGGGCCAGAACGUUCAGCACUGUGCAAGCCUGAUGUAAGACUUGAGGGAUGAGUGUCUUGUGAGCAGGCAGCUGUCUCACAAAGGCUGGCUUAAAAAUGACUGCCUGUAAGCAGUAGCAGAGGUGUCCAGGGAAAGAUGCUCUUUGGUUUUAAUUUUGUUUAUGCGAAGAGCGGCAGGCUGUGUGGUUUUUGAGAGGUUAUUGUAUGGCUUUGUCUCCCCAUCAAUGAAUGGGCUGUUAUAACAUUAUUUUUAAGUGGUUUAUGGGUCCUCCUUAAAAUAAUCUGAGACUCCUGAGUGAAAGCGAAGACUUGCAUCUGUCUAUGGCAGCAGCUGUUAAUGAGGAACUGCAAAUGUUUUUAGGCUAAAAACAUGAUCAUGCACAGAUUUGUGUAUCAAGAAAUGCUUUGGGUGCCACUGGAGGAGCAUUAAGCUGAAGAAAUAUGUGAUAACUUUCUUUGGGGAAGUCUGAUUAAGAUUUCAGUUAGUUCCCCUUAAGGAUAAAAAUGGUGAAAUUGGUAACUGGCUGUUCCUUUAAGGGAGUCAAAUCUUAUUUUCCAUAUUGCUCCUUUGAGAGCUAAAUUUUGAGGCCUAACUUGUGUAUAUUAACAUUUAGUUUUAAGUUUGUAGCAUAUGUGGAAAAACCGGCUCAGAGGGAGAAAUGACGUUUAAAGGAAAAAUGGCUUUGCUGUUGGUAUGUGCAAGAUCUCGUAGAAAAAGGUGGAAAGAGUGGAGUUAGUAAGAAGGAAAAUGUAAUCUCCUGAUGAAUUACCAGUCACCUUCUGGAAGCACUUCUAAUUAUAUAAUAUGGGAGCUUGAAGGAUAAUUGAUUACUGGUAAGGGAUUCAAAGCACUGCUGAAAAACUAUUUUGUCUGGAGGUGCUGGACAUUUAAUAGCCUUUCUUGCCACGUUGAUCGGGGCAGAGUUUAAUGCAUUUAACAGUUCAUUUUUUAUUUAAGAACUUGAUAGGUGAAUGAGUUGGUGGCUCAGAUCUGAGUAAUGCAUAACAUUUUCUAAAAAUCUUGCUUUUUACACUUGCAUGUAAAUAGAAGCUGCCUAACAAAAGCUUCUGGGAUUGGUCAUUGUCCAUUUUAGUUUAUUUAAAUGAACUUGCUCUUUUUGCUGUGAGCUGAGUCAUGCUUCCUCUCUCAAACCAGGAAGGAAGGGAACAGAGGCUACAGAUUGGGAGAUAUGUGCAGUAAGAGCUUCUCCUGUAAAUUGUUUCUUGAACCUGUGGAGUGCAAGCAGGGCCACAGAUGAAUUUCACUGAAGAAUAAAAAAGAAAUGCUGAAAAACAAGAUAAGGAAAGGGAGAAGAAAUAUUGUAGAAGAAUGGAUGAUGAGACAGUAUCAAAGAUCACCUGUAAAACCUUCUUUGUCUGAAACAAAAAGCAGGAUAAAGGUAUUGUCCACCAAAGACACCCCUGUGUGUCUGCCACUGUUUCAGGGGUGAUCAGUGCUUCUGAAACUCCCACUGAGCUGAAGCGUUUGAAAAGAUGUUUCUUAAAGCAGGGGUAAAUGAGAUACUCCAAGUGCAUGGGUGUGCUUACACUGUGAUAUUCUGCCAUGGUAAAAUCCUGAGGUGACUGACAGACUGUGAGAGAAAAUGCAUUUAUUUUUUCAAGCUUUCCGUGGUCUCUUCUUGUACAUCUGACAAACUAUGCAGACUUCCUUGAGAUUCCUCCCAUCCCAUCGUUCCCCACAUCAUCAGACAGUGUCUCUUUUUUCAUAAAUUUUUAGGAGAAAACCUUUUAGAUGGUCACAGAACUUUGGGGGGAGUUAGGACUGUGUACUUCAAGAUACACUAGACUGAGCUAGUGGGGAAACAUAAUCCAUCUGUUUGGAAGUACCCAAAAAAAAGUGUUCAAGCCCUUCUGUGGAAAGCCAGGUUUCUAAACUGAAGGAAAUCCAAUGUCCUGUGGAUCCUGAUGCCUGAUUUGCUCUGAAGCUUUUUUGUUGGCAGGCAUGGGGAGAUGACAGGAGAAAUGCUUUGACAGCAGCUGCUCCUGUUAAAAAGAAAGGAUGUGGUUUGGAGAGUCUUUUUUUAUUAUUGCUUUUGUCUUAAUGGCAGGAGUUUCAAAGUUAGGAAUGACACUUGUUCUUUUAAUUGUGAGAAUCCUGCAUUGUUCUAGCUGUCUUUAGACCAAAGAUUUCUCUGAGAAGUGACGAUUUCUGUUGUGACUUUUGGAAUAUGUAAGAAUGCAUGGGAAGAAUGUAUUAACCUUUGUGGAGAGGGUCUGAUGACUUCUGCCUUCAUCGAGGCUGUCAGUUUUUGGCCGAUUUGAUUUUGGGUGACACCUGAGGAAGUGUCUCAGUAUCCUGGCUGCUUUUAAGUUUUUUUUAUCUGUUUGAAGAUGAACUGGGUAUUGGUUUUCAUAAUUAGGCACUUCAGGUUUCACACAGGGGAAAAUGGAGGGGGUGGAGAGAAUAAGUUGGUUAUGAUGUGAUCGAGAUUCAUGCAAACUUGAGGUAAAUUUAGUUUUGCAGCCCUGCUGUUGCAGGUUUGCAAUGAAAGACUGAUAUCUAGGCCCAGUGAUUAGCUAUGAGCUACAUUAUUUUUCUGAAACUUUUUGGAUCUUUCGUUUUAAGCCAACAUAAUGUUUUGAAAUCAGUUGUGUGAGUUGAAUGAAUUGGGUACUCCGCUAAGUGAAAAUGCUGAUUUUUUUUUUUAAGUUGAGUUCCAUUAAAGUUAAGAGACUUGCUACUUAUUUUUACUAAUUUUGUAUUGUAUUUAGAUUCACUUGGAUGUGCACAGAUUGUAUGUGUUCUUGCCACUGGCUUUCCAAUUUAAUUUCUACAAACAUAAUGAGAUUUAUAGUAUGAAAUCUGGGAGUCUAUUAAAAUGGUACUAAUUGGUGUCUAUUCAUCUUCAUUUAAGCUGGAUCUAUCAAAUUACUGGUUGUAAAAGUAGAAUAUGUAGCAGAAUUGUAUUCUGUUAGAAAAACAACUUGAGACUUAAGGGGAAGGGAUUAAUAUUGCCUAUGUAGAAAGUAGGAGGAAAAAAACCCCACCUUGAUUUCUGACCUAAAGCUGGGUUAUUUAGGAUGCAGAAUAACAUUGAAUGCUUAAUUCACUGGAAGCAAGGGUUGACCAGUAAGCUGAAGCCUCAGAGCCUUAUAGCCUCCUGUUACCAUCCCUAAAAACUGUCCUUUGUCAUCCCUUUAGUUUACAGUUGAUUUAAUUCUUAGUGGUGAAGUGGGGGAAAUGUUGUGUAACUUGUCUUACUGUUUUGGGUGGUAUGAAAUGGUGGUGUUUAUCAGUACUCAUCCCUAUUUCCCACUUUUAAACCAGAGCCUCUAAAUUUCACCUUGUAGCCUUUGAAUAUCAGUCUUUUAUUUUUUUAGCACUUUAGUGAGUGAAGGCUGAGAUUAAAAUUUCCUUGCCAAAGUCUGGUAAUGGUUUUUCCAUCUCAUUCUUGCAACUAUUUUUGUGAAUGCUAUGCUGAUAUCCUUAGUUCCAGUUCUUUGUGCACUUCAGUCACUUGACAGAAAGAUCGAAUGGAGCUGUUUAUGCCAGAAAAGCGCUCAGCCUGUGGCUGUUCAUUGCUUACUCUUCAGGCAAUAAUUUGGAUUGCCAUCGAGCCCUCUCUUGUGACUCCUUAUGGGUCCAGAGCUGAUUUCAAGUCUGAAGAAUGAAAUUUGCUAAAAGAAUUAGCCAGUGGCUGUAGACACUUACGCUUAUAACAAGCAGAACCUUUAGGAGACAUUUAAAUGCAGGAAACUUUCCACCAGCCAGGAGAGGCUCAUAUAACAUGCAGCUGAUGGGAUUUGCUAGCCUUUCCUUCCUAAAAAUUCUUAAAAAAAGGCUUUGAGGCAUAACCACCUGAACAGACAAUUCACCAGUUGUGUGCUGCCUUUCUUGUACACAUGGUAUGUUCAUGUUUGCACGUGUGGAAACCCCCAGGACUGUAUAGCCGUGAAGCUUUUGCUUUGUAACUGAUCCAUGUGUGCUUUUGUUUUGAAGGAUGUAUGUAUUUUUCUAAGUAGAUGAAGGGAUGUUGGUUUACAUGGCUAUUGCAUAUUUUCAUUUGGUCUGCAAAUGAGUGUUAAAAGACCUUUUUUAAAACCAAGGAAAAUAAAUGUUAUUUGGAGAAAAUAAAGUAUUUUAU